GUAAUGAAAGCGGAAAAAUAUAAUAGAAGAAGACAGUAACACGCCAUUGGAGAAGGAUCACGUAAAGUUACCAACACCAGAAAACUCGCGCGCAGAGUCAUUGGUUUCAUGUUUUGUUUUUCAACUAAACAAGACAAUCUUUUCUUCAGUCAAACACAAUUCGUACUUUCCGAAUAAAAAGAAUAAAAUUCUCGCAAAUUCGCCAAUCUUUUUUUUUCUACCAAAAUUUCCAUUUACAAUAUUUCUAUACUUUUGUUUUCUCCCUUUACCCUUCUCUCAGUUGUUUUUACCCUUCAAUGUGGUGCCUAUUUUGUAAAACAACCACACACCCAAAAAAAACAUUCAUCCAUUGUUUAAGGUUGUCGAACCGACGUUUUUUUUUGUUUUGUUUUGUUUAGUACUAUGAUGAAUAAACAGAAUAUGUAGUUCUGAUUCUGACUGUCAGUGUUUUUUUCUCGUUGGAAUCAUUAAAAUGGGUUUGAUUUGCGGUCGUUUUUUGUGUUUUUAAUAAUCUUGAUCCGUUCUUGGACUCAGUCCUGUUUUGAGUUGACAGCGUCAGACACGCGGUUGUUCUGCCAUUCGGACAAUUUUCAUCCAUUGCUGGCUUUGUCUUUGAGUUGGAUGAAAUUACAGGUUUUAUAGUCCGUUUCAUCAAUCUUCAUCAUUAUGGAUUCUGUACGACAUUUAAAUAGAGAAUCUGAGAAUGGGAGUGUUCCUCAAACACUUAAUAACCAACCUAAUGCUAUGGAUAUUUCUCUCUCGAGGUCAACUUCGAAGAGAGUGGAGGAUCAGUAUGCGUCGAGUUCUAUGUUUACCGGAGGUUUUAAUCAAGUUACACGAUCCCAAUUGAAGGAUAAGGUGAUUGAAUCUGAUUCCAGCCAUCCGCAGAUGGUUGGGACUAAAGGGUCGGCUUGUGAGAUGCCGGGGUGUGACGGAAAGGUCAUGACUGACGAGAGAGGUUUGGAGAUACUUCCUUGUUACUGUGAUUUCAAGAUUUGUAGGGAUUGUUAUAAGGAUACUUUAAGAAACGGUGAACUGAUAUGUCCGGGAUGCAAGGUUGCUUAUGUGGAGCAUGGGAUGGCAGAGGCUGCUUCCGCGGUCAAUCAAAAGGUAUUGCCUUACCCAACUGGUGCCGCUGAGGUGUCGAAGAUGGAGGAGAGGUUGUCGAGGAUGAAGUCGAAUUCGACAAGUAGCAUGACUAAUGAAUUUGAUCAUGAUCAAUGGUUGUUUGAGACUAAAGGGACCUAUGGAUAUGGAAAUGCUAUGUGGCCUAAAGAUUCUGAGAAUGGUGCUAGUUCUAGGUCUGGUUCUGAUUCGAUGGCCGGUGACCCUAAUGUUUUCAAAGAAAAGGAAUGGCGGCCUUUGACGCGGCAAUUGAAUAUUUCUACUACAAUUCUGGGUCCUUAUCGGUUCAUAAUAUUCGCACGGAUGGUGAUUCUAGUUAUGUUCCUAAAGUGGAGGGUAGAAAACCCGAAUGAAGAUGCAAUCUGGCUGUGGGGAAUGUCUUUAGUAUGUGAAAUCUGGUUUGCAUUCUCUUGGCUUCUUGACCAGUUCCCUAAGCUCUUUCCGUUAAACCGGGUUGCUGAUCUCGACGUUUUGAAAGACAAGUUCGAAACUCCUAGUCCAAACAAUCCAACCGGAAAAUCUGAUCUUCCAGGAAUUGAUAUAUUUGUGUCAACGGCGGAUCCCGAAAAAGAACCGCCGCUUGUUACUGCAAAUACUAUUCUGUCUAUUCUAGCGGUGGACUAUCCUGUCGAGAAGCUUUCAUGUUAUGUCUCUGACGACGGGGGUUCGCUUCUUACUUUUGAGGCCAUGGCAGAGGCAACGAGUUUUGCCAAUCUGUGGGUUCCUUUUUGUCGGAAGCACGACAUUGAACCAAGGAACCCGGAAUCUUAUUUUAGUCUGAAGAGAGAUCCGUACAAGAACAAAAUACGUUCUGACUUUGUAAGGGACCGUAGGAGGGUGAAGCGUGAGUAUGAUGAAUUCAAGGUUCUUAUUAAUGGCCUUCCGGAAUCAAUCCGGAGGCGCUCUGAUGCUUAUAAUGCUGCAGAGGAGAUGAAAGCAGUGAAGUUGUGGAAGGAGGCCGCAAAUGAUGAACCGAUGGAGAAUUUGAAAAUUUCUAGAACUACAAGGAUGACUGAUGGUACUCACUGGCCAGGGACAUGGACAACUCCUGCACCGGAUCAUUCUCGGGGUGAUCAUUCCAGUAUCAUACAGGUAAUGUCGAAACCUCCAAGUAAUGAGCCACAGAUUGGCACAGCAUCAGAUUCAAAUACAAUGGAUUUGACCGAAGUUGAUAUUCGCCUUCCUAUGCUUGUCUAUGUUUCUCGUGAAAAACGACCGGGUUAUGAUCACAACAAGAAAGCCGGGGCAAUGAAUGCUCUUGUUCGAGCUUCAGCUGUUAUGUCCAAUGGCGCUUUCAUACUUAAUCUUGACUGUGACCAUUACAUAUAUAACUCCGAGGCAUUGAGGGAAGGCAUGUGCCACAUGAUGGACCGCGGCGGAGAAAGGAUCUGCUACGUUCAGUUUCCCCAAAGGUUCGAAGGAAUCGACCCUUCUGAUCGCUAUGCUAAUCACAAUACCGUCUUCUUUGAUGUCAAUAUGCGAGCUCUCGAUGGACUUCAGGGUCCUUUUUACGUUGGUACGGGAUGUCUAUUUCGAAGAACUGCGCUUUAUGGUUUUGAUCCGCCCUGUCUGCAAGAAGAGGCUGCUGAGGAUGCUGGUUGGUUUGGUAGUAAGAAAAAGAAAUCCGCAACAGUUGCCUCAGUCACUGAAGUAGAUUCUCUAGAUGACCGGUCUUUAAAGAGUGGUAGUAGCAUUGAUGAUGACGAAAUGAAUAUUGCUCUUAUUCCGAAGAAAUUCGGCAACUCGAGUCUUUUUGUUGAAUCAAUCAGGGUGGCAGAGUUUCAAGGGAGACCACUUGCCGAUCACCCAUCUGUCAAAAAUGGACGCCAACCUGGUGCUCUAAUACUUCCUCGGGAUCUUCUCGAUCCUGCAACUGUCGCUGAGGCGAUCAAUGUCAUCUCGUGCUGGUACGAAGAUAAAACCGAAUGGGGAGAUAGAGUUGGAUGGAUUUACGGUUCCGUAACCGAGGACGUUGUGACAGGCUUUAGAAUGCACAAUAGAGGAUGGCGAUCUGUGUAUUGUGUGACCAAGAGGGAUGCUUUCCGGGGUUCUGCUCCAAUCAAUCUCACCGACCGGCUUCACCAAGUUCUUCGAUGGGCAACUGGAUCAGUUGAAAUAUUCUUUUCGCGCAACAACGCGCUCUUGGCUAAUUCGAAACUACAAUUUUUGCAAAGGAUCGCGUACCUCAACGUAGGAAUCUAUCCAUUCACUUCUUUCUUCCUCAUUGUUUACUGCUUCCUCCCAGCUCUAUCGCUUUUCACUGGCCAGUUCAUCGUCCAGUCCCUUCAAGUCAAAUUCUUAGUUUACCUCAUGGGAAUCAUGCUCACACUUAUCAUUCUCGCUGUCCUCGAGAUCAAGUGGUCCGGUAUCGAACUCGUCGACUGGUGGAGAAACGAGCAAUUCUGGAUGAUCGGUGGCACAAGUGCACAUCUAGUCGCCGUUCUCCAAGGUCUACUCAAGGUAAUAGCCGGCAUUGAGAUUUCAUUCACUCUAACAUCAAAGUCAUCCGGCGACGACGAAGACGACUGCGCCGAUCUCCAUGUCAUCAAAUGGUCGUCUUUGAUGAUACCGCCACUCACAAUCAUAAUGGUUAAUCUGAUAGCAGUCGCGAUUGCGGUUAGUAAAACCAUAUACAGCGAAGAUCGAAAAUGGAGUAGCUUACUUGGAGGAAUAUUCUUCAGCUUUUGGGUAUUGUCUCAUUUAUAUCCAUUUGCAAAAGGACUAAUGGGAAAAAGAGGUAAAACACCAACCAUUGUGUAUGUUUGGGCAGCUCUAUUAUCAAUCUGCAUAUCACUUCUAUGGGUUGCUAUAAAUCCUCCUUCUAGUAACAAUCAAAUUGGAGGUUCAUUCCAAUUCCCUUAACUUGUGAUGUAAGUAACCGUGACAGGUUUUUUUGGUUGUUAGCUUUUCUUAGUUAUCAUUCAUUGGUUUGCUCAGACACUAUUGCUGAUACUAAAAUUCAUCAUAGAAACAAGAAAUAUACAUCAUACAUUUUUUUCUCUUCA
Molecule: messenger RNA, 4130 nt
Organism: Lathyrus oleraceus (garden pea)
Lineage: Eukaryota; Viridiplantae; Streptophyta; Magnoliopsida; Fabales; Fabaceae
Product: cellulose synthase-like protein D2
Exons: 4
Coding region: 667-3987 (1106 amino acids)
Biological process (GO): cellulose biosynthetic process
Cellular component (GO): membrane
Molecular function (GO): cellulose synthase (UDP-forming) activity
Source: RefSeq, a predicted model, not a curated record